Aedes albopictus (Asian tiger mosquito) is the source of this 1189-nucleotide messenger RNA. RefSeq lists its product as uncharacterized. The coding region runs from base 167 to 1087 and encodes 306 amino acids. The transcript is spliced from 2 exons. Gene Ontology annotation, biological process: regulation of transcription by RNA polymerase II. The record is from RefSeq and is a predicted model, not a curated record. Gene Ontology annotation, cellular component: nucleus; transcription regulator complex. Gene Ontology annotation, molecular function: DNA binding. NCBI's taxonomy places the organism in Eukaryota, Metazoa, Arthropoda, Insecta, Diptera, Culicidae.
UCCCGUCGCGUCGCGUCGCCGUUCAUUCCGUGACAGUGACAGUGCAGACGCAGAGCUUCGGUCGGUCGUUCCGUUCCGACAUCUUUUUCAUCGCCCAGGACGCUGCUGAUUUUCGAGUCCGUAUUUUUGCCAAGCCAACGUUUCCGUUCCGUGACGACGGCACAUAAUGGCAAAGAAUAAUCAUCUGCUGAUCAAGAGCGACGUGAACAAGGAUGAGCAACUUAUCGCGCUGGUGGAGCAAAAUCCGGUCCUGUACACACAGACCCAUCCGAAGUAUAUGGACUCCAAGUACAAGCAGAAGGUUUGGGACACUAUCGGAGCGUUCAUAGAGGAAGACACUUUGGCAUGCAAAGCCCGUUGGUACAACAUUCGCGACAACUACCGUAAAUCGAUUCGGAACAAUCUCACCCGAAGCGGUUCCAAGAAGGCCAAGCUGUACAAAUAUACCGAACAGUUAAGUUUUUUGAGUAAUUAUGUGGAAGAACUGAUGCGAGAUCACGUGACCAUCAACAACGACGAUCAGGAGACUCGAUCCACGUUGCCAUCCCCUACGCCACCUGAUGAGGAACCAACUGUGGAGAACGAAGAGUAUCUAGAAGAUGCCAUUAUGAAAGAGGAAGUCACUUUCACUGACAAUGAGUACUCGAAAGAUCCACUCACUACUUUGGAAGCAACGCCAUCUACCCGUCAAACCACUUUAGUAGAUAAACCAAGCGCGUCGAAAGAUACACGAUCAUCCAAGAUCGUCCGAAGAGUUAUGCGACCCGUGUACAAGCGCGUGAUCCACACACCUGGCAAUCAGUACAGUGCCACAACCGUCAGCACAGCAGAGCCAUCUACCAGUGAAAGCGCCAAUCGUGUGAUGGAAAUGCUCGCCAAAAAGGUAAUCUCGACCGCGGAAAGUCACGAUCCGGUGGAUGCGUUUCUGGCGGGACUUUCCCCAACGUUGAAAACCUUACAUCCGAUCUACCAGAAUCUGGCCAAGUCGGAAAUUUUUGCAACCGUGCAAAAGUACGAGAUCAAGCAACUGACCGAACCUUCGCCAAGUUCUACGGUGUUCUUCACGGAUCAACAGGCUCGAAAGUGAAGCUGUGGGACCCCGAUUGUGCGUCCAACAACGGUUUGUGAUAGAUGGAUGAGGAAUAGGAGAUUUUAGAAUUAAGGAAUAAACUACGGAUACAUAAUAUAA